Molecule: messenger RNA, 881 nt
Organism: Mugil cephalus (flathead mullet)
Lineage: Eukaryota; Metazoa; Chordata; Actinopteri; Mugiliformes; Mugilidae
Product: gamma-crystallin N-A-like
Exons: 4
Coding region: 140-691 (183 amino acids)
Biological process (GO): lens development in camera-type eye; visual perception
Molecular function (GO): structural constituent of eye lens
Source: RefSeq, a predicted model, not a curated record
CUAAACCCCCCAUUGUUGCGCCUUUGUUGCGUCCGCCUCGCGAUACCGCCGCACUCCGCGGCUGCCAUAUAUAUCUGGGAGUGCACAUUUUUCACUUGUUUAGACAGUGUGAGUAGCUUGGAACAGCUAACAGUGGAAAAUGUCUCAGUACUCAGGAAAGAUUGUGUUCUAUGAGGGGAAAUGUUUCACUGGGAGGAAACUGGAGAUCUGCGGCGACUGCGACAACUUCCAGGACCGAGGCUUCAUGAACAGGGUCAACUCUAUCCGUGUGGAGAGUGGGGCCUUCAUCUGCUUUGACCACCCGGACUUCAAGGGUCAACAGUACGUUCUGGAGCACGGAGAGUACCCUGAAUUCCAGCGCUGGAAUGCCCAUAAUGAUCACAUGGGCUCCUGCAGGCCAAUCAGGAUGCACGGAGAGCACUACAGGAUGGAGCUGUUCGAGGGAGACAACUUCAGCGGCCAGUGUGUGGAGCUGUGCGAUGACUGUCCGUUUCUGCAAGCACGAGGCCUGACCGGCAACUGUGUCAACUCCAUCAGGGUUUUCGGAGACGGAGCCUGGGUGAUGUACGAGGAGCCUAAUUACCGCGGCCGCAUGUACAUCGUGGAGAGAAAGAACUACUGCAACUACAUGCAGUGGCAGGCGGAGAACCCCAACAUCCAGUCUGUCCGCAGGGUGUCCAACUACUUUUAAAAAAGAAACGGCGACGUGACUGCAAGGGGAAAGAAAAAAAAAACCUCAGCCACGCUCUCACUCUGUGGGAGUGUGCAGCAAUAAAAGAUGAAGAAAAUGUGUGACACUGCUUGUUUUUUUUUUUUGUUUUUAUUUUUAAUUUUUGUACUGAAUAAUUCAAAGGCUUAAAUAAAGUGGUGAUCCUACAAUA